Molecule: messenger RNA, 1218 nt
Organism: Penicillium vulpinum
Lineage: Eukaryota; Fungi; Ascomycota; Eurotiomycetes; Eurotiales; Aspergillaceae
Product: Major facilitator superfamily domain general substrate transporter
Exons: 4
Coding region: 1-1218 (405 amino acids)
Biological process (GO): transmembrane transport
Cellular component (GO): fungal-type vacuole membrane
Molecular function (GO): transmembrane transporter activity
Source: RefSeq, a predicted model, not a curated record
AUGGAUGCUUCAGACGCCUCGUAUAAAAAGGAUAUGCUCACUGGCAACGAAUACUCUUCUCCUUCCGACGUCGAAAAAACAUCGCCGCAUCUCCCCACAACACCCGACCUAGCACCUCUCAAAAGUGAGAUCACUUAUCCCGAAGGCGGCCGCGAUGCCUGGUUGGUGGUAUUGGGUGCGUGGUGUGGCUUGACCUCAUCACUAGGUAUCUAUAACACAUCUGGUGUGUUCGAGGUCGUUAUAUCCAAAGUGAUAUUACCGGAGGCUUCAUCAUCUACUAUUGGCUGGAUAUUCUCAGUCUACGCCUUCGUAAACUGGGUCUGUGGAGUGCAGAUUGGACCGACCUUUGAUGCCAUGGGCCCGCGUGCACUGAUGAUUGCCGGGACUAUUUGCACGCUGAUUGGAAUUUUCACACUCAGUGUCUCUACAGAAUACUACCAGAUCUUCCUGUCAUUCUCCAUAAUGACCGGAAUUGGCUCAUCCCUUCUCCUGACACCCUCGAUGGGUUGCGUCGCUCAUUGGUUUAUGGAGCGUCGCGGCCUUGCUAGUGGUAUAGCGUUCAUAGGAGGAGGGUUUGGCGGGGUUCUAUUUCCGCUGAUGAUACAAUCGCUCCUCCCUCAAGUUGGCUGGGGAUGGUCGAUCCGGAUCCUUGGAUUUGUGCUGCUUGUGCUUUGUGCUAUCAGCGUGGCUUUCUGCCGAAGCAGAAUCCCUCCCCGCAAAGGAGCUGAAACAACUUGGCGAGAUACAUUGCCGGAUUAUAAAAUCUUCAUGGAUGGAACGGGAGCCAUGGUACUCACAACUGUCGGAGUGCUCUUGACUGAUUUGGCGUACUUCAUCCCGAUCACGUACACGCCACGUUACUAUAUCGAUCGACAGCAUCUCCCUGACGAGGAGGCCCUGACGGGGUCAUCGGCGUUUGCGUAUCAGCUUCUCGCGAUUCUCAAUGCUGCUUCAUGCGUUGGCCGAUACGUGGCGGGCGACAUGGCGGAUCGAUUUGGCAGAUAUAAUACCAUGAUUGUCUCGCUGUUCUUCUGCACAGUAUCAGUUCUAGGCUUCUGGUUACCAGAUAUCCUCGCGCCAGACCUGGAUUCUUACGCACUCAUGCUUGACACCAAUAUGCCUCGGUCAGCUUUGCGAGACCCAGGAAUAUGGACGAUACUACGCGAGCUGCUUUACGGUAGUGUCUUUUGGGGUAUUACAGUGCGUCCGUUAGAUUAG